CUCUCCAUAUCUAUUUUACAAACUUACAAACACAACAAAACAUUACAAUUUUAACACAUACAAAUAAGUAAAUACCCAGCGUUAAACAAUCUACCGCAACCAUGCCGAGAAAAGGAAUGGGAAGCCUUCUGUUCUCUUCCAAGAAAUCCUCCUCGUCGAUCCUGGAAUCUCCUUCCAGGCCCAGCUUCUCCGAUACCGUUUUGGAACGGACGCUCGAGAUCGCCGAACCGAUUAUUAAAAAAUGGGACGCCGAUACUUCCACCUUCGCUAGCGUUACUUCUCUUUUCUACGAGAACCGUAAAGAAGCCACCGAGUUCAUCAAAUGGGUUAACAAUGUGCAAAAAUCAAUGCAUAAAUACGUCUCCGAGCAUUCGAGCUACUCGGAUAAUAAGCUCGUGCGUGGCCAGAAGCUGAUGGAAAUCGCGAUGAAAAGACUCGAAAAAGAGUUUUAUCAAAUACUGUCAACCAACCGAGCGCAUUUGGAUCCUUCUUUCUCCUCUCGAUCCUCAGUCACCUCCCGUGCCUCCACUCUUUCCAGCAUUUCCGAGUUCGAUGACGACGAGGAGCUGCGGAGAGUAGGCGAAGCGGUGGAAGAAGUUGAGGACGUUUCGAUGAACGCGGUCACGGAUUUGAAAUUAAUCGCGGAUUGUAUGAUUUCAUCGGGCUAUGGAAAGGAAUGUAUUAGUAUUUACAGGCCUAUUCGUAAAGCAAUCAUCGAUGAGGCGAUAUAUAAGCUCGGAGUCGAUAGAACGAUUUCCAAUCAUAUUCAGAAGAUGGAAUGGAAUGCAGUAGAGAUCAGAAUCAACAAUUGGCUCAACGCGAUGAAAGUCGUGGUGGAAAUAUUGUUCAUCGGGGAAAGGAAUUUAUGCGAUCAGGUGUUCGCAUCGUCUGAAGCGAUCAGAGAAGCCUGUUUUAGUGACAUCUCGAAAGAAGGCGCUUUACUCCUGUUCGGAUUCCCCGAACUUGUCGCGAAAAAUCGGAAAAAAUCGCCGGCGAAGAUUUUCAGAUCGCUUGAUAUGUACACCGCGAUAGCCACUCACUGGAAAGGAAUCGAGUCGAUUUUCACGGCUGACUCGAGCUCCGCUGUGAAAUCUCAAGCUCUCAUCAGUUUAGCCAAACUCGGUGAGUCGGUGAGGAACGAGUUAACCGAGUUCGAGUCAUCGAUACAGAAAGACAAAGCGAAAGCGCUCACCGCCGGCAUUCACAAUCUCACCGUCGAUGUGAUGAUAUAUCUCUCCGUUCUCGCUGAUUACAGCAAUGUUCUCACGGACAUACUGGACUACACGAUUCCGCACAAAGCUUCGGAAACGACGUCGUAUUUCAAUAUAUCGACGUUUAGUGAUGCUCCGGCGCCGGCGAUCUCCCGGCGGUUCAAGUGGAUCAUUCACAUUCUGCUCUGCAGAAUCGGCGCCAAGGCGAAGCAUUUCAAAGACGCGGCGCUGUGUUACAUCUUUUUGGCAAAUAAUCUCCAAAACGUCGUCGUCAAGGUCCUCACUUCAAAUCUCAAGUACAUCGUCGGCGAUGAAUGGAUCGCAAAUCACGAGGCCAGAGUCGCAGAAUUCGCGACGAACUACGAACGGCUGGAAUGGGGCCACGUCAUUCAACAUUUGUCAAUGAAAUCAACGGCCACUAUGACUUCACCUGAAGAUGUCAAGGAGUUUUUUAGAAAGUUCAGCAACUUGUUUGACCAGGCGCACCGUAAACAGUCAACUUGCGUCGUAGCGGAUAAUAAACUCCGUGAGGAGAUUCAGCGGUCAAUAGAGGGAAAGAUCUCGGCAAUCUAUCGGGAGUUGUAUAGCACGCACAGGCUGACGGUGGAACGAGAGAAAAGUAUUGUCAAACACGCCCCUGAUGACGUGGAUAAUCUUUUGUCGGAUCUAUUUUGCGGGAAUUCCGGGUCGGGUGAUUCGUUGACUUUUCCGUCUGGGUCAAACUCACGGCGUCCAAGGCUAUGGCUCAACUGAUUCAUAUUAGCAUAAUUAGCUACAGUAUAUUAUUAGGAAAAAAGAAACAAGUAAAAAGUGUAAAUGUUAUAGUGAGAUAUGUGAGCUGAAAUUGUAUAAAAUUACUGUUCAGUGUUUGAGAUCGAUUUUUACUUAUUAA
Messenger RNA from Daucus carota subsp. sativus, 2103 nucleotides. Its product is annotated as exocyst complex component EXO70H1-like. Gene Ontology annotation, cellular component: exocyst. Bases 102 to 1964 code for a protein of 620 amino acids. The transcript has 2 exons. Lineage: Eukaryota; Viridiplantae; Streptophyta; Magnoliopsida; Apiales; Apiaceae. Gene Ontology annotation, molecular function: phosphatidylinositol-4,5-bisphosphate binding. Gene Ontology annotation, biological process: exocytosis. The record is from RefSeq and is a predicted model, not a curated record.